GAGAAAAUUAAUCGUCAAUUAAUUUGCAAUUUUAGUGGCAAGAAUUAACGCGAUGCAAAGUUUGCAAACGACGUCGUAAUUUGCGCAACUCUGAGUUGAGGAAUGUUCAGAACUCAGAAGGGGUGAAGGGGAAAGGGGGACGCCACAGCGAAGGAGAGAGAGAGAGAGAGAGAGAGAGAGCCAAAAUGAUUCGGGCGGUGAUAGUGAUGAACACCCAGGGCAAGCCUCGCCUUUCCAAAUUUUACGAUUUUCUGCCUGUGGAGAAGCAGCAGGAGCUUAUUCGUGGCGUCUAUGGAGUCUUAUCGAGUAGAGCUGACAGCGUGAGCAAUUUCAUGGCGGCUGAUUCAAUCUUCGGUCCGGAUACUCGGCUUGUUUACAAGCACUAUGCAACUUUGUACUUCGUCUUUGUGUUUGAUAGUUCUGAAAACGAGCUAGCCAUGCUUGAUCUGAUACAAGUUUUCGUGGAAACAUUGGACAAAUGCUUCAAAAAUGUAUGCGAGCUUGACAUAGUAUUCAAUUUUAGCAAGAUGCAUACCAUAUUAGAUGAAAUAAUUUUUGGAGGUCAGGUGCUGGAAACAAGUUCAACAGAAGUAAUAAAAGCUGUUGAAGAGAUUUCAAGAUUAGAGGCUGCCUCAAAUUCUCUCUCACUUCUUCCCAAGUCUGUGUCUAGCUGGCGGAGUUGAUUAAUCUGCUGUUACUUCGAAUGCUUGUCUGGUUAUAAUUUGACUUUGAUACCGGCCCAAGCAUGCAUUUUAUAUCUUUCCAGAUGCCUUGUUAAAAUGUUGGCUUCUUGGUGAUCCACGGCUCAAAGAUUGUGAAAAAUCAAGCUCCCUCAACAUGUAAUGGUGACCUGGGUGUGUUAUCAAUUAAAUAUACUUUUUAUUUGGAA
Malania oleifera is the source of this 889-nucleotide messenger RNA. Its product is annotated as AP-3 complex subunit sigma. The record is from RefSeq and is a predicted model, not a curated record. Gene Ontology annotation, cellular component: AP-3 adaptor complex; membrane coat; intracellular membrane-bounded organelle. Bases 186 to 683 code for a protein of 165 amino acids. The transcript is spliced from 7 exons. Gene Ontology annotation, biological process: intracellular protein transport; Golgi to vacuole transport. NCBI's taxonomy places the organism in Eukaryota, Viridiplantae, Streptophyta, Magnoliopsida, Santalales, Ximeniaceae.